AGCUAUCAAUCAGUCAGCCCGUGACUACGAUACCAUAUAGUGUAUUCGGCUAAGGCCCUUACGGGCCAUGCCGCGCGGCACGGCUCGUAUAACUCAUUUACACCGUGAUACUAUCUUAGCUUCAUGCAGCGAUUCCCCACUACGAAAUGAAUUAGGUGUAACAAAUCAAUUAUUCCUUGAUUCCAAGGAUAGGACGCUCAUGAUCCUCCCUGUAUUGUUGCCUCGUUAGCCGGAGGGUGCCAUGAGCGGUGAUACUAUACAAAGGCUCUGUGGAACCACGGGUGAUAUAAAUCUACUGGUUAUGAGAAUAUCCAACUAUUAUGAGACUCUAUCCUAGAUCACGUCCGUUGCCACUAGUCCCUUCUUACCAUUUUUUACUAUAGCGCAGCUCGACAUUGAAACAGUUUGCUGAACAUGGGUUCUCUCGACACUGUCAUCCCCAGGGUUCGUAGCGAGCUAUGCGAAGAUCCCUUCCCUGCUCGGGUCCCAGCCUGGGGCCCAGGUCAGAAGAAUGAUGGUGUCGGAUUCAUUCAUUCGUGGACCGAUACCAUCUGUAAAGAUAUUGGUACCGCUAGGCACUUUAUCAAUUGCUGCGGAUCUUUCAACGGCCAGCAAUGCUUAGGACGUUGGAGCCGAAGGACCCGCGAGCGUCUAGAGCCGGGACUCUAUUGCGUGUUUGGCAGCCAUGUUAUGUUCGAUGGUUUCAGAAUUUCUGGAAUUCCCUCUGCCGGGGAUAGGAAUCUAAAGCGGCUACGAAAUCUAUGGGCAGAACAUGUUCUAAAGUUGUCGAACAACACGAGUGCCCAUGAUCAGACAGCGGAGCAAGCGGGCGGAGGACCAUUGGUUAAACAAGCGGAACUCGACACGAUGCUGUCCUUUCUCCAAAAGGCCAUUGCCAAAAGUGCGUCUAAAGAUGACGCAAAAUCCGACGAACAACGCAAGGUUCUCGGCAAUGGCGCAGGCGGACGUGCCGGCGUUACCGAAACCGGUGUCGUUAUGAAGCGCGACAGCGGCGAUGAGAUACUCGGGAAUGGCCAGGAUCGAUGCGACCAGGAACCAGGCGGAUACUUCGAGAUUGGCGAUCUCGAAAUCUGGGUGACUUGGCAUGGUUGGUCCAGCCUGGGCACCCGUGAUGGACGCUGGCGCCCUGGCUUUCACUUCGAAAUCCUCCUUGGCCUCUUCACCACAAUCAUCGAUUAUGGCACUAAUCGCAAGCUCUGGCGUGCUCGCGAAAAACCAUGGGUCACCGCAGCCGAGUGGAUAUGGCUUGACACUCCAAAUGAUGUACACAGUCUCUUUACAGAAGGGGUCAUCAAAGACAUGCGGGAGAUUUUCCGACGCGAGGUCCAGCGGGUACAGAAUUUAGUCGCGGGAGAUUAUAAGGCGGAUAACUUCGCGGACCGCAAAACCCAAUAUCCUCUGUUCCUAGAUAGAGGCGGAGAGUAUAUUUCAAGGCACCUAGUUGGACAGCCUCUUACCUCGGAUCGCGGCUACAUUCUGGCAUGGGUUCUCUGCGUGCCCAACGACCUUCAAGACUACGAGCGCGAUGUUUUGGGAGGGGAGACAAACAACCUUAUCCGGGGUCUCACUAGUGCGCAGCAGGUCGUCGAUGCUUCUUAUUUGUUGCUUCGCAUUGUCGAGGCCGCCUAUGCCCAUGAGGACUUUGACAUGGUGACCGCUGUUUUGGGAGUCUGUGCCUAUUUUACUAUGACUUGGCGUUACAACACAUCCAAGCAGUUCAAACUCUACGAGGCGAUUAGCGUACGCGGUCGGGAAUUCAGUAGCCCAGUCGAAGUCGCCGAGCUGGUAGCUUUGGUGGAAGAGCACUAUCCAAUGGCCAACCGGUCUGACGAUACAUACGGAGAGCUCUUUGACAGGGUUGCGUCGAUCAUCAAGCCGUCCUAUUGGGGUUGCACGUGCGAUUCAAAGCCUCGAGGACAUGAUACGUGGUCGAUGCUGAGACAAGCACUGGACGAAGGCGACAAUGACGCUCUGGAAGAACAGAUGCACGUUGAGUUUUCCUAUCUAAGCAUUGGGGCUAGUAAUGGAGACAUUCGCUGCGAGUGCGGACUAGAUCUCCUAUCUUACGAGGGGUUUCUCAAGUUCUUCGAUCCCGACACUGGUUUGAUAUCUCGCUUGCACUAUAAAACAAGCACAUCGGAUGGAAACCUUCUUGCCGAAUAAUCAACCAGGCAGGCAACUUUGAAUCAAGCCCAAAUGGGUCCAAAUGGACAUACAUAGGUGGCUGGCUACGCUGUCCACCUGUUAGCACACACGAACGAACUGUUCCUUAUAUGGUGAAGAUAGACUAUCAUUUCUUUUUUUCCAAUAUCUAGUUACUUGUAACGUAGAUUAGCUUUCAUAUAACUAAUCUAAAAUACACUCUCUUCUCGUCCACGGUAA
Messenger RNA from Daldinia decipiens, 2403 nucleotides. RefSeq lists its product as uncharacterized. The transcript has a single exon. Lineage: Eukaryota; Fungi; Ascomycota; Sordariomycetes; Xylariales; Hypoxylaceae. The record is from RefSeq and is a predicted model, not a curated record. The coding region runs from base 415 to 2184 and encodes 589 amino acids.